ACCGCCCGUUCCCCCUCGCAUCCUCUGUGGUGGCCGUGGCUCCAGGAGGGCAAACGGGCUGGAGGCAUCAUCCUCAGCAUCAGCAUCAGCAUCCGCGUCCGCGGCUCGCGCGGCCUCCCGGGCCCGGGGCUCCGUCCCGGCCGGAGGAGAAAGUUCCGUGGGGGUGUGCCCGGGCGAUCCUGCCUCUGCGGACGGGAAAGGCGCAGGCCAAGGCCGCGUGCCCGUCCCCGCAAGCUUUCCCGCACCGAUUCGUAGCGCUCGGCCCCGGAGCAUGGCAUUCCCCGUGGACAUGCUAGAUAACUGCAGUCAUGAAGAAUUAGAAAGUUCUGCUGAAGAUUAUUUGUCAGAUCUUCGGUGUAGCGAUCCUGAAAAUCCUGAGUGCUUUUCUUUUCUCAACAUUACGAUUCCCAUUAGCCUGUCAAAUGUAGGCUUUGUACCUCUUUAUGGUGGCGAUCAGACCCAGAAAAUCCUCGCUCUUUUUGCACCUGAGGACUCACUCACAGCUGUGGCUCUUUACCUUGCUGAUCAGUGGUGGGCUAUUGAUGAUAUUGUGAAAACAUCUGAUCCUUCCAGAGAGGGGCUGAAGCAGGUGAGGACUCUUGGGGAGAGAGUGGUUCUGUAUGUUCUGAAUCGAAUUAUUUAUAGAAAACAGGAAAUGGAGAGAAAUGAGAUCCCAUUCCUGUGUCAUAGCAGUAACGAUUAUGCUAAAAUUCUGUGGACGAAUGGAGAGGCCAUUGGUUUUUAUUCAGUUAAGCCUACAGGAAGUAUAUGUACCUCAUUUCUUACUCAAAGCUACCAACUACCAGUUCUUGACACAAUGUUUGUAAGAAAGAAAUACCGAGGCAUAGAAUUUGGGCUUCAUAUGCUGGAGGACUUUGUUGAUUCUUUUACAGAAGAUGCACUUGGCUUACGGUAUCCACUAUCCUCUCUCAUGUACACAGCUUGCAAACAGUACUUUGAAAAAUAUCCAGGAGACCAUGAACUUCUUUGGGAAGUUGAAGGUGUUGGACACUGGUACCAGCGAAAACCAAUCAGCAGAGCAUUACAAAGAGAAACCCUUAAAACUAAAGCUGUUUCUCAGAAUGAAGCUAAAAGAUCUGUAUCUGGAAAUUAUGGACUUGCCAGUGUUCCAGAAUACGAAGCGGGAACUGAAGACAAUCAGUCUAGUGAUACGCAACUGACAAUUGGUUCUCUAAAAGAUGCCUUUGCAAGCACUCCUGAAGGUCAUGAAAAAACACCAGUUUCCACUCGUACUCGAAGUAGUCAUCUAAAGCGGCCAAAGAUUGGGAAACGGUUUCUGGAUUCAGAGUUUAAUUCUCAAGGCGAAGGUGAAAAAAAUUCCCAGACUUCACCUACAGCAAACAAAUUGGAAUCCACUACUCAUAUAUCAGAGAGCUCAGAAGAAAUCACAGAAGAAGAAUUCCAAGAGAGCAUGGUUGAAUGUGAGGAGGCAAGUGUUAAUAAAGAAGCUCUGCAAACACCAGAAACCCAGGCACCCCUGGAAAAGCAAGCAGAUGAGAAGGAGUCUGAGUUAGAACCUCUGAACGGUGAGGUCGUGGAUGACACACUAAAGACUUCACUUAUACCUGAAGAGGAAGACUCUGCUAGUGAAGUGUUAGAAGAGCUAAAAUUGCAGUCUUUAAAUUCCAAUGAAGACUCCACAAAUCUUGUUCCCUCGGUGAUAGAAUCUUCAAAACCUCCUGAGGCUCUUGCACAGGAUAAGGUUUCCCAUACAGCUGACUCAGAAACGUUGCUAGAUGAACGCCUAUCUGAAGACAAGGGACACAAUGAAGAAAAAGCGCCACUAGUCUCCAGAAAGAAAGUGCACUCGGGGGGUUCAGACAGUGUUGCUUCUGUCCCAAAUGAAGAACGAGCUGAUGGUGGCCUUCCAAGCUCCGUCACAGCUGAAUUUCCUGAGGAACCAGUCUCUGAAAACGUACCCCUGAAGACCAGCUCCUCAUUGGAAGACCAGGGUGAGGAGGCGGUGCCUGAGCCCCAGGACACACCAGCUGCCCUUCCUCAGGGUUCUUUGAUAGAGGUGGAACUUGAAGAUGUGCCAUUUUCACAGAGUGCAGGACAGAAGAGCCAGUCUGAGGAGCAGUCGGAAGCAUCUUCUGAGCAAUUGGAUCAGUUCGCACAGUCAGCAGAAAAAGCCGUGGAUAGCAGCUCAGAGGAGAUAGAAGUGGAAAUACCCAUAGUAGAUAGGCGGAAUUUAAGAAGAAAGGCGAAAGGACACAAAGGACCUGCUAAGAAGAAAGCCAAGCUGAUCUGAGUGGGAAAAUACAUACAGUAAAUCUUUGUAACAUGAUUGUUUUUAAAAAUAAUGGUAAUUAAUAAAUAGCAUGGGGCACAGGACAAAAAGUUCCAGAAUUUCAAUUGAACUUAUUUAUGAUACAGUUUUCCUCUUCCCCUAGGACCUAGGAGUCACCAUUCUUUUUUUUCAGGCUAUUUUGUGUAAAUACAAUUUUUUAAUUUUUAUUAGCCAUGUUUCAAUUUUGGGAAACCAGAUCAUACUAUAUAUUUUUUCUUCAGUAGAUAUAUAACCAUUAAUAUUUCAAAAAAUAAAAAUUUAAUAAAACCAUGGAAGUAAUAGACUUUCCAAUAAUUGUAGGGAUCAUUGAAUUCUUUUAUACUAAAGGUUUUAAUAGUAAACUUGGUGAAGGUUCUAGAUGUUUUAUCUUAAAUAUCAAAAUUAGUCUCCUUUCUAAAAAGUGUAGGCACGCCUAAGCAAAAAGUCAGGCAAGUGGAAUAAAUAUAACUUCAAUUAAUGAGAGCACAGAUUCAGAAAUUUGUGGUCAAAGGUUCAGUGAUGAUACAGUAGAUGUAGUUUCUUCCUUCAACCUCAUGUUGAAGGAAUAUGGACAAGUAAGCAUAAAAUCUUUUUCCAAUUCACUUUUUAUGUGAACAAGUAAGCAUACAAUCUACUUGCAGUUCACUCUAUUACAUCUGAGAGUACCGAGAAAGAUUUAACUCUGGCAUGUAGGCACCGAUAUGAAAAAAUUGUAUUUUCAUUGAAAAUUGUUCUAUCAUUUUUGGGUUUUUUUUGGGUGUCUGUAUUUACAGAUACAAGCUUAAAGAGUAUAUUUUUCUCCUUAAUUAGGUGAACAUUACAGUUUCAUAAUACAGUUUAACUUGGUCUUGUCUGGUUUGUAAUGAGAACAAUAAAACUGGGGCUUGCACCUUUGUUCUCACCCAAUUAACAUGAGCUUUUUAGGUGUCUGAGACCUUUUCCUAAGGCUUCUCUUUGAAACUCUCACUGCCUUUUAGAAUAUUGCAGCUUCUUUAGAUUCCAUCCACUGCCUUAACUCACGGAAAGAUUCCUGUCAAAAGAUCUGCCUACCUGCCAGCUUAUACCCUUGACAUCCAUUUUUAGGGUAGGCUUGGAACUGCCCUCCACCGUGUGAGCAGAAGUAAACCUGCUGUAGGAGCUAUAGUCAUUAAGUGCUUACAUCAGACAGGCUAUAGUUGUCCCUUUGACUUUGCUCAAUCUUGAUGUAUAAGUACUGGUUGGUUAUAAGCUAGCCUGUAUCUGUGCAUUGUUUUGCCUUAUUAAAGGCCUUUUUGCCUAAGUGGGGAAAAUGUUAUUUUUUUUUUUAAAUAGUAACUUACUUUAAAAAUGGCUAUUAGACUCCAAAGAGAAUCUCAAAUCAGAACUCCUCUUUGGAAGUAUUAUGUGUACUUAAAUUUACACUUAUGUGGAGAAUGCUUUGAGACUGUUGAGACUGUUUCAGAAACAGCUUGGUCCUUACAUGGAAAAAAAAUGUGUCAUGACUUUGUCUCAUGAUUUGAGGAGCUAAGGAUUGAUGUUCAAAGUUGACCGCUCUGUAGUCAGGUGAUGUCAUUAAAUUUGUGCAUGGGAGAGGGAUGGAUGUUGGUUAUUUAGAAACAUCUAGUUGGUUGAGUUAUAAAUCUUUAAGCAGGCAAAACAUGUAAAAUUCUGAAUACUUAUAUUCCCUUGUGUUUUUCUUAAUUAUCACUCAGGCUAUUUGGCUUAAUAUGAAAAGUGAAGCACUUUGAUCAUUUUUUCCCCCAACAACUGCAAUUAAGUGAAAUAAUAAUGACUAACUCUAGUGUGUCUAGCAAAUGUUUAUGCCAGUUUUUCUUUUCUACAUUUUGUGAGAAACUUAAUCCCAUAAUUGAAGAACCAGAGCAAGUUUUAGUAAGUCUUCGCCAUUCCAUUUUUACUUUCUUGAGGUUGGAAAAAAAGCCUAAAAUUUACUCACUAUUUACUUGAAUAGUUCUCUUUAAAAUACUUCCUAAAAAGGUGAAGUUUAAGAAUGAGCUCACUGACAAUUCCUCAUGCAUGAACACAGUUGUUGAGUUUACAAGAGAAAUGUUCAGUUAUUCUUAUAUGUGUGAUCACCAAGGACAAACAGUAUAAACUUACACUUGUUAGACUUUUUUUGGCUUGUUUUUUAGCCCUUUCAAAAUGUAUUGUUCAACACAUAACCUUUAGUUAGGUAUUCUGACAGAAAAUGCUAUCUUGGAGUUUGUAAUAUUAAAGAAAAGGUGCAUGAAGGACCAUAAUUUUCAUCUUCAAUGAGUUCCUUACUCAGUACAUAGAACAUUUGUAAAAAAACAUUCACCUCAAAAGGGAAUCUAAAAUUUAAUGAGUGUGUACAGCAUUAGAGAAACUUUCAGAACUCAAAUCUGACUUCCACCAGCUCACCUACUUGUUGAAUGUCUAGUCACAUUCUAUCCUUUGUGAACUGACUUUUUUGUUUUGAAGUCUGUGGAGAAAGUUUAUUUUAGUUUAUGUAUAUAGUAUUUUUUUCCUGUGUGUGUAAUAUAAAGCAGUUAUUAGGAAACUGUUAGUUCCUUUAAAAUGAGGAACUAAAAGUUUCUCUCAAUUAUUAGAUAUCACAGCAACAAGAAGCAUAUUUAAGAAUUUUUAAAAGCUCUUCUACAGAUUUUAAGGUGGAAGAUCUAAUAAUUUUUAAAACAAAAUCAAAUAGAAUGCCAGUUGUCUCCUUAAAAUGUGUCUCAAGGGACUGAAGAGCUAGUACUAUAGGCAAGGCGCUUGCCUUGCAUGCUGCUGAACAAGGUUCAAUCUCUGGCACCACAUACCUCCCCCAAGCAACUGCAGGAGUGAUCCCUAAGCACAGAGCCAGAAGCCCUGAGCACUGCUGGAUGUGACCUCCACUUAAAGCAAAAAUGUCUAUUCAUCGUGGCAUUUCUAAUAAGUGCAGAAAAAUAAUGUUUAACCUUUACCUUAAAUGAUUUUAGACAAAUAUCUUGGAAGUUUUUGAUUACAUCAAAUUGAGUCUUUUAUCUAAUUUUCUGCUCUUAUGUUCUGCUUCACCCUUGAGGAUUACCUCCUAAGGUUUGGUCACACCAGCAAACUGAAACAUCUUAAUGUAAAUAAAGGAUUGCCAGUAACAUUACUCAUCUGUAUUACAGUAUUUUAGAAAUUUUUGCUCUUUAUGUCCAUAAGAGCAACAUGGUGUUUAAGGCGUUACUGUUUUUCCUGAGUGUCAUUACAAAUGUGCUUCCACUUGCGUGCUUUCUUUGUACAAAACAGUAAUUUAUCAUUUUUGGUCUUAAAAAAAUAAGCAAACUUCAGUUCUGUAGUGUAACCAGUGCUUUAGUCGACUCUUCUUAACCUUUAGAAAUUUAAGUCAACCACACGUUUCUAUUAGUGGCAGAAUCAUUUGGUAAAAUCUAUUUGUAAGAAUGGUCUUCUGUCACCCUGAAUUGUAUCAUACUGGAUUGUCAUUUCCAAGGAACUAGCUUUUCUUAAGUGUCUCUGUGUUUUAAAACUUGUUUAUAGAAUUUAGGAAAGAUGUUACCGUAUUCAGAAAAGCGAGUCUUACUAAGGUAAUUUUAUUUGUUUUCUUGUUUUUUUUUUUUCUUUUGAGUUUAAAAGUAGCCAUUAAACCUAUAUUUUGUGAUUGUUUCCUGA
Messenger RNA from Sorex araneus (European shrew), 5902 nucleotides. It is a transcript of the gene FAM169A, whose product is annotated as family with sequence similarity 169 member A. NCBI's taxonomy places the organism in Eukaryota, Metazoa, Chordata, Mammalia, Eulipotyphla, Soricidae. The record is from RefSeq and is a predicted model, not a curated record. The transcript is spliced from 13 exons. Bases 272 to 2272 code for a protein of 666 amino acids.